This is a messenger RNA of Amblyraja radiata (thorny skate), 1737 nucleotides long. It is a transcript of the gene camk2n2a, whose product is annotated as calcium/calmodulin-dependent protein kinase II inhibitor 2a. The record is from RefSeq and is a predicted model, not a curated record. Gene Ontology annotation, molecular function: protein kinase binding; calcium-dependent protein kinase inhibitor activity. Lineage: Eukaryota; Metazoa; Chordata; Chondrichthyes; Rajiformes; Rajidae. The transcript is spliced from 2 exons. Gene Ontology annotation, biological process: negative regulation of protein kinase activity. Bases 346 to 585 code for a protein of 79 amino acids.
GAUGAUAAUUAGGCUGGGCUGCAUCACCUCUUCCCCGGAUGGAUGACUUCAUUCUUCCGCCUGGGUUUCCUUUAUGUUGGUGCUGGGGUCCCCGGUCCUCUCCAGAGCUCGGCAAACACGCUCACAAGGCAGGAUCUCCGCCAGCGCCGGCAGGGCAGUGACAAGCGCCCCGGCCACCGACUAACCAGCCCAGGAUUACCCGUCCCGGAGCACAGUCGCCGCAGCCCCUCUUUGGUGCCACCAACCCUGCACACUCGCUCGGUUUUGCGGGAGAUUUCUUUCUUUUCUUUCUCCUCCCUCUCUCGCUUUCUCCUUGCCGCUUGAUUUCCAUUCUUUGGAGGCGCUAUGUCGGAGAUACUGCCAUACAGCGAAGAGAAGAUGGCUCACUUUGGGGGCGAGAAUGAAGUCAACCAGCUCUCCUUCAGUUGCCGCCUGCAGGACACCGACACUUUCUUCGGCGGCUCCCAGGCCAAACGACCCCCUAAACUGGGGCAGAUCGGCAGAGCCAAGCGAGUUGUUAUCGAAGACGACAGAAUAGAUGAUGUUCUGAAGGGGAGGGGCGACAAAACCUCGUCUGGAGUGUAAGCUGAAAGGGCGCUACCCUGACUCCCAAACUUUUGAAAGCACUUUUGGGCUGUGCAUGCGUUUAUGGAUUGUUUAGAGAGAUUUUGGGUCUUGCUGACGAAUCUCCAAUCCAAAUAAAUGCACACAAAUUGAGGAGCUGUCAAUAUCAGCACCAUUAUCCAAGGCACACACAGAUCAAGUAGCUGUCCAUUUCAGAAUAUCACUCCAAGCGAAACGCACAGAAAUGGAGCGCCGAGGUCAACAAAACACCGUCUUCUCUCAGCCGAUGCACCGAGAUUGGGGAGCUGUGCAUUUCCGAAUUUACCACAGACUUUACCACUAACACUCCCGUUAAUCGGAGACAAUGGCAGUCAGCAAAACAGACUCGAUGGCGGAAGGAAUGAAAGCACGAGGCAACGGGCGUAAAGGAAGGAUUUGUUUUUGCAUCAAAAUAUAAAAUUAAAAAAAAUAAUAAUUCAUCUUGUUGCAUGAGCUUCCGGUCACAGUGCCAAUAUUGAUGCCAACAGUCAUUAACAGUUCGGCACGCUUCUUUCUAAUGGAAUUCUUCGUACUUGUAUUUUUAUAUCUAAAUCUUUGUAAAAACAAAUGCUAGUCUAUGUAUUGUAUUGCAUUAAAAAAUGUUUGUAUUUUUGGUAAGGAUGUAUUGACCGGGUCCAUUGACUUGAAAGACUGGUUGACUUUGGUCUAUCCUGAAUCAGUAUUGGAAAGAGACUUAUUGAAUGUCAUUUAUGAAACCUCUUAGUCUUUUACUUGUUUAUUUAAUUUAUUUUUAUUUGCACACAUCAAUGCUAAAAAUCUGUAUUAAAAAUAUAUAUAGUGAAUAAGCAUUGCUGAUGGAUUUGUGAAAUUUAAAGGUUUAUGAGGAAUACUAAUGCACUGUUUAAGAAGUUUAAAAUAAUGCGCUGUUAACAUUGACUAUUCUCUUUUUUGGACUCUUUUGAAGCUGUGUUUUUUUAAUUUAAUUUUGUAACCUUUUAUGAAGCUUAAUCUCGUUAUCUGUGCAUGUUUACAUGAUGCGUAAUUUUAAAUGAAGAAAUCAUUCCAAGAUAUAUAAGAGCAAAAAAAAUUGUAAUGACAUUCUAAGAAUGAAUCAUUGUACAUUUUAUGACCAUUUUCACUGUACUUGGUGAAUGAAUAAAUGGUUGAAGGCUG